ACCUGAGAUGGCCCUCGGGACACGGCGAGCUCUCCUGUAGGAGGAGUAGCUGGUGGCAGGCCAUGCAGGUGGCUGCUGUGGGGCUGAGGACAGGCCUGGGGAUGCCAUGGGCAGGGCCAGGCUGUGCCUCCUCUUGGAGCUGGGAGGGGUGGGGUCCGGGACUCAUGGAGGGUGGCAUGGCAGGCCUGGGGGUGGGCCUGCUGGUCACGGGGCUGCAGCAUGAGCUGUGCUCACGGGAGUGGUGGCUGAGCCAGUCCUCAGGAGUUGGGAUGGGGUGGGCAGCACUGCAGGCUGCUCGCUGCAGGGAAACUAUGCUCCCUGCUCCUGGGGCAAGUGAGGGGUCCCCACCCUGACUGGGGCUGGGCUAGAGCCACUCCACAGGAGCCCGGAGCCAAAGCUGCCCCGUGUCGGGGGCCCCAGUAGCUGAUCCGUGCACCCCCAGCCUUGGAAGUUUUCCAGGGGACCUUCCUCAGCCUGUGGGGUAUGCAGAAAUGUCUUCAGGCUUGCUCCAAGAGGAGCAGGUGGCGGCACAGGGUGGGGACACAAGGCCAGUGGUCUUGACGUGGGCCAGGUUCCUGGUGCCAGCCUGGUCCUGGUCCCGGGGCACGGCCUCAGCCUGGGCCGCCCAGCACCAGGCUCUACUGGCCCCUGAGCAUCUCUGGCCUGUAUGCCCUGGCCUUGCCUUCUGACCUGUCCUGAGGGUGGGGCUGUGGGAGAUGCGUGCAGCUCAGAGCUGCUCCCCAGGUGCCCAGAAUGCUUGUGAGGCAGGAGGGGACCCAGCUCGCCUGGUCUGCUUCCUGGGCCACAGGUGCACAGUAAGGGUUCUGCAGGUGAAUGGCUGUGUUGGCACUGGUUGUGGGCAUUCGAGGGCACUGCUGGGCCAUCAGUCUGCGGCAGGAUCGAUCCGCUCCUGGACAUCAUUAGGUCCAGGCUGUGGCUCCCAGGAGGAAAGCAGAGAAGGGGACAGUGAAGUGAAGGGAGCCUCAGUACCCUGCAGGGUGGCACCCUGGGCAGAGAGGUGGAGACUGACCCCCUGUUGUCAUCCAGCACAGUGCUAGACAGCCUGGCAUUGGAGGCUGUCCUGAGGAGGCUGUGUCUCAGGGGCCCACAAAAGCAGUGCCACCUGUAUGCAAAUGCUGGCUGUGGCCCAGGUGGGGCCCUGUGGGCAUCAGCAAGGCCAGCGACAGGGCUGCCGGGGAGGGGCUGUCAGGUAUGGGGUGUGUGCCAGGGAGGGGCUGCCAGGUAUGGGGUGUGUGGGUCUUGGCCAGCCUCAGCUUCACUCUACCCAGAUGAGGCCCCAGCAUGACAUUCACAGCACAGGAGCUCUGCCCGACCCACAGCAGCCCUGCUGUACUGCCCUUACCAGCAGCCUGCCUUGGACACCACGAGAGUGCGAUGGGCCCUCCGGGUUGACCAGCAGAGGCCUCCCACUACCUCAGAGGGACCUCUUGCAGGCACCAGGUGGGUCUGGCCCCUGAAGCACUGAGGGGACAGGUGACAGGGCACCCGGACCUGGGUGUAGUCCAGCGCCUCACUUUGCUCCACAACCCGAUGGGGUGGGUCAGCAGGCAGUGCUGCUGGGCCUAAUGGAGCUGGCAUUGAUUUCCCGGCACUGGAGGGGGGGUUGUAACCGGAAACUCCCCCCCCCCCCGUCUGCUAUAUUUAGCACUGCGGGACCCAGCGGAAGCACAGCUUACUCCAGCCUCGCCGGCUCUGUCCAAACCCCUGGCAGCCCGUCCCCAGCCUGGUCCCCAGGACUGCCCUAUGGGCCCAGAGCCCCUGGCCAGGCUGAGCAGCUGCACCCUUGCCCUCUGCAUACAAGCUGGGCACCGCCCAGCCCUCAGAGUGGGAGCCCUCCAGGCUGGGGGACGGGUGGCUCUGGGAGGCUGGAGGGUGCUGUGGUCCAGUGGGCCCCAGAACAAUGACGAGAUCCCUUACUAGAAGAGACCGGGUAGCCUGGUCUGGUGAGGGUUGGGGCUGGAGCCCUGGCCCCCACUGAUCUCAGCCCCUCACCCCAGCAAGGUGCAGCAGGGGGCAAAUGCGUUUUGUGAAAUAUGUGUGAGGGGCGAGGGUUCCCAUUGCUGCCUUCUGGAAACUCAAACCAGGGUCCAGCUGCCUGGCAUUUCUGGCUCAAGGGCUGCUGAAAUUCCUGCAGGGAAGGGACCCCCUCUCCGAUGCCUCCUAUGUCCCCCUCCUCCCCAAGGGCAGGUGCGGCCACCUUCCUGACCUGGGUCCUCUCAUGGACAUCAUGAGGUCCAGGCAGUGGCUCCUAGGAGGGGACAAUGAGAGGGAGCCACCCUGGGCUGGCGGGCAGGGACUGACCCCCUGGUACUACCCUGAUGCUCACCCAUCUGCCCUGGGCCACGGAUACCCAGGCAGGUCUCACUCCAAAGGGCCUGGAGGGAGGCAGUGGGGCCACUAUCCCCCUGCUUGGCAGGAUGGGCCGGGCUGUCUACCCUGAGGCUGGGCAGCCCAGUGGGCAGGGCUCCAGGCAGGCUGCGGCCCCUGCUGGGUUGAGCUUGAAUCUUGAAAUGAGUGCGCAUCCCUCACUGGGGCCUCUGCGCUGGGACAGCUCUGAGCUGGGGGCGCCUCGGCUGAAAUGCAGCCGCUGCGGGAACAGGCCCCACACGAGCCCCUGAGGUUCAGCUGCAUGGCCACUAGCCGCUGAGUGGCCAGCCUCUUCAGUCCUUUCCUCCCACAGCUGGCCAAGAGCAGGAAGCUGGGAGCUGGACCAGGGAGGGGAACCUGGAGGGGCUGUUCCCUGGGUUCCCUCCUACACUGGAAUUUCCCCACCUCAGCCCAGCUACCAUCCCCUCCCCUCACCUGCACCAUGGCAGAGCCUUGACCUCACCCCUGUGCCUGUCGCCUCCCCACAACCAGGGGACUUGGUGAAAAUGUAGGUCACUGCAGCCCACCCAGCUCAGUUGCUUUUGUGACCCCUGUUGGGUCUUAGCAGGAGGACUCGCGUGUCCCCACUGGCCUUGGGUUGUGGUCAUGACCCUUACCAGGGUCCCGCUUCUGUGGCUCCAGGACCUUGACACAUGCUGUUCUCAGCUCCUGGCCUGGCUGACCCAUGCCCGUCCACGCUCUGGCGGCCCCCUAUGCCAGCUUCUGUAUGACUUGUCUAAGUCCUCUGUCCACCCCUGGGCUGGGGGCUCCUGAGGGUGUGCAGGGGCGGAGUCUCCCUUGUUCACUACUUGGCCAAGUGCCCAGCAGAGGCACCCAGCACCCCCUCCCCCACCAUGGUGGGGCAGUGGGUGCAGGUGGGGAUGGAGCCCUGGGCCUCUGGAGCCGGGCAGGGGGCUUCUCUGUCCUGGGGCUUCCCUCUCUUGAGUACCCGAGUAUCUGCCCCCAGGCCAAAGCACAGGAGAGGUGGCAUCUCCACAGGGAGCCCCUCCCCCCGUAGGCGGUAAUCACUGCCCACACACUGGAAGGCGGCAACUGGAAGGCUCUGGGCACAGCUUGGAUUCUCUUGUUUGGUGGGGGUCUCUAUGCGGGCCUCAUCCUGGCUUGUGUCUUAAUCCCCACGAAGCCUACCCACCACCAAGUUUGGGGUGGGCACUCUGAGUGAGCAGAGCCAGCUGAGGCGGGCAUGGGGGGGGGCUCCGACCCACCCCUUUAGGGACCUUCAGCUGAGCCUGCGUCCUGGAUCCUGGAGGGGCUGCUAAACAGGGAUGGAGCAGGCAGACCCUGCGUAUGGGGUGUUCACAGGCCCUGUGCCUCCAAAGCUCUCUUCCUUCAGCCCUCAGCCCCAGCACCAUGGUGGCAGUGACUUGCUCCAGGCUGGGGGGCUGCACAGCCACCCAGCUCCGGGCACAGGGCAAAUUUGCGAGAGGAGCUAGGGGGAGAAAAGACAGCUCAGUUAUCAUGCGGAUGGGUUGAGGACCCCUCUGGACCAUAUGGGGAUCUUUAACCACCAAGGUGACCCCUAGCUCUGGAAAGGACCGUGCUCACUGGAGGAGAGGCAAGGUGCCAUUGGUUUUGACCCUGUGGAGGAGCUGCGAGGUCACCCAGGGAGAGGGCAAGGAGGUGACCGCAGAGGAUGGGGUGUGGAAGCCUGGUGACCAGGGCAGCAGUGGGAGGCCUCUCUUGGGGUAGCCUUCAGGGACAGGCACUGCCGACUUUUGUUCCCCAUUUCCCGCCUCUCGCCCCCAAAGCCCAGACCUGAGUUUGGGGGGCGAGAGGCGGGAAACGGGGAAUGCGGCCUGAGCAUUUCCUGAGGGCAUGGCCUGGCUACCUCGAUACCAGCGCCGAGCUGAGCAGUCUGCACCCUGGAGCAUUUGUUGACUGGCUGCAUGACCAGCGCGCCUCGCAGAGGGGAAGGCAGGGGCGUCGGAGGGGCGCAGCGCCCCCUGCAGCCGGCGUGGAGGCGGUAGGAGCGGCGCGGAGAAGGGGAGAUUCUCGGGGGAGGUGGGGGGCGCGCAGUAGGGGCUGGGCCCGGCUCUGGCCCCAGGGCCGCGCCACCCCGCGUGGGGGCCGAGCCCUGAUCAGAGUAGGAGGCAGCAUCUCCUCUGGGACUGCGAGGAGCGCGGCGGUGGCGCACUGAUGGGAGGGGACCACACGGCAACCUCGGGGCGCCCCACCCCCGGUUUCUGACACCCGGCAGGAGCCCAGGCGGAGGAGGGGAGGCAGCUUUGCGGCGCCGGCGCCCGCCUCGCCGACUCACGCGGAGGUGUGAGCGGGGCCCCCGCGGCCCGCGCUGACCCCGAGGCCCCGUGCCCCCGCCGCCCGGGCGCCCUGGGAGGCGCGCGCCGGGCCGGGGCGCUGGCAGGCGACGCCCUCCACCGCCUUUAAAGCCUGGGGCGCCCCCGGACCCCCCCCCGGCCCCACCCCGCGGCGCGGCCCCGCCCCCUCAUGCAUAUGCAGGUGCGCGGGUGACGAAUGGGCGAGCGAGCUGUCAGUCUCGUUCCGAACUUGUUGGCUGCGGUGCCGGGAGCGCGGGCGCGCAGAGCCGAGGCCGGGACCCGCUGCCUUCACCGCCGCCGCCGUCGCCGCCCGGUGGGAGCCGGGCCGGGCAGCCGGAGCGCGGCCGCCAGCGAGCCGGAGCUGCCGCCGCCCCUGCACGCCCGCCGCCCAGGCCCGCGCGCCGCGGCGCUGCGCUCGACCCCGCCCGCGCCGCCGCCGCCGCCUCUGCCGCUGCCGCUGCCUCUGCGGGCGCUCGGAGGGCGGGCGGGCGCUGGGAGGCCGGCGCGGCGGCUGGGAGCCGGGCGCGGGCGGCGGCGGCGGGGCCGGGCGGGCGGGUCGCGGGGGCAAUGCGGGCGCAGGGCCGGGGGCGCCUUCCCCGGCGGCUGCUGCUGCUGCUGGCGCUCUGGGUGCAGGCGGCGCGGCCCAUGGGCUAUUUCGAGCUGCAGCUGAGCGCGCUGCGGAACGUGAACGGGGAGCUGCUGAGCGGCGCCUGCUGUGACGGCGACGGCCGGACAACGCGCGCGGGGGGCUGCGGCCACGACGAGUGCGACACGUACGUGCGCGUGUGCCUUAAGGAGUACCAGGCCAAGGUGACGCCCACGGGGCCCUGCAGCUACGGCCACGGCGCCACGCCCGUGCUGGGCGGCAACUCCUUCUACCUGCCGCCGGCGGGCGCUGCGGGGGACCGAGCGCGGGCGCGGGCCCGGGCCGGCGGCGACCAGGACCCGGGCCUCGUCGUCAUCCCCUUCCAGUUCGCCUGGCCGCGCUCCUUCACCCUCAUCGUGGAGGCCUGGGACUGGGACAACGAUACCACCCCGAAUGAGGAGCUGCUGAUCGAGCGAGUGUCGCAUGCCGGCAUGAUCAACCCGGAGGACCGCUGGAAGAGCCUGCACUUCAGCGGCCACGUGGCGCACCUGGAGCUGCAGAUCCGCGUGCGCUGCGACGAGAACUACUACAGCGCCACCUGCAACAAGUUCUGCCGGCCCCGCAACGACUUUUUCGGCCACUACACCUGCGACCAGUAUGGCAACAAGGCCUGCAUGGACGGCUGGAUGGGCAAGGAGUGCAAGGAAGCUGUGUGUAAACAAGGGUGUAAUUUGCUCCACGGGGGAUGCACCGUGCCUGGGGAGUGCAGGUGCAGCUACGGCUGGCAAGGGAGGUUCUGCGAUGAGUGUGUUCCCUACCCCGGCUGCGUGCAUGGCAGUUGUGUGGAGCCCUGGCAGUGCAACUGUGAGACCAACUGGGGCGGCCUGCUCUGCGACAAAGACCUGAACUACUGUGGCAGCCACCACCCCUGCACCAACGGAGGCACGUGCAUCAACGCCGAGCCCGACCAAUACCGCUGCACCUGCCCUGACGGCUACUCGGGCAGGAACUGUGAGAAGGCUGAGCACGCCUGCACCUCCAACCCGUGUGCCAACGGGGGCUCUUGCCAUGAGGUGCCGUCCGGCUUCGAAUGCCACUGCCCAUCGGGCUGGAGCGGGCCCACCUGUGCCCUUGACAUCGAUGAGUGUGCCUCGAACCCGUGUGCGGCCGGUGGCACCUGUGUGGACCAGGUGGACGGCUUCGAGUGCAUUUGCCCCGAGCAGUGGGUGGGGGCCACCUGCCAGCUGGACGCCAAUGAGUGUGAAGGGAAGCCGUGCCUUAACGCUUUUUCUUGCAAAAACCUGAUUGGCGGCUAUUACUGUGAUUGCAUCCCGGGCUGGAAGGGCAUCAACUGCCAUAUCAACGUCAACGACUGUCGCGGGCAGUGUCAGCACGGGGGCACCUGCAAGGACCUGGUGAACGGGUACCAGUGUGUGUGCCCACGGGGCUUCGGAGGCCGGCAUUGCGAGCUGGAACGAGACGAGUGUGCCAGCAGCCCCUGCCACAGCGGCGGCCUCUGCGAGGACCUGGCCGACGGCUUCCACUGCCACUGCCCCCAGGGCUUCUCUGGGCCUCUCUGUGAGGUGGAUGUCGACCUUUGUGAGCCAAGCCCCUGCCGGAACGGCGCUCGCUGCUAUAACCUGGAGGGUGACUAUUACUGCUCCUGCCCUGAUGACUUUGGUGGCAAGAACUGCUCUGUGCCCCGCGAGCCGUGCCCUGGCGGGGCCUGCAGAGUGAUCGAUGGCUGCGGGUCAGACGCGGGGCCUGGGAUGCCUGGCACAGCAGCCUCCGGCGUGUGUGGCCCCCAUGGACGCUGCGUCAGCCAGCCAGGGGGCAACUUUUCCUGCAUCUGUGACAGUGGCUUUACUGGCACCUACUGCCAUGAGAACAUUGACGACUGCCUGGGCCAGCCCUGCCGCAAUGGGGGCACAUGCAUCGACGAGGUGGACGCCUUCCGCUGCUUCUGCCCCAGCGGCUGGGAGGGCGAGCUCUGCGACACCAAUCCCAACGACUGCCUUCCCGAUCCCUGCCACAGCCGCGGCCGCUGCUACGACCUGGUCAAUGACUUCUACUGUGCGUGCGACGACGGCUGGAAGGGCAAGACCUGCCACUCACGCGAGUUCCAGUGCGACGCCUACACCUGCAGCAACGGCGGCACCUGCUACGACAGCGGCGACACCUUCCGCUGCGCCUGCCCCCCCGGCUGGAAGGGCAGCACCUGCGCCGUCGCCAAGAACAGCAGCUGCCUGCCCAACCCCUGUGUGAAUGGGGGCACCUGCGUGGGCAGCGGGGCCUCCUUCUCCUGCAUCUGCCGGGACGGCUGGGAGGGUCGUACUUGCACUCACAAUACCAACGACUGCAACCCUCUGCCUUGCUACAAUGGCGGCAUCUGUGUUGACGGCGUCAACUGGUUCCGCUGCGAGUGUGCACCUGGCUUUGCGGGGCCUGACUGCCGCAUCAACAUUGACGAGUGCCAGUCCUCACCCUGUGCCUACGGGGCCACGUGUGUGGAUGAGAUCAACGGGUAUCGCUGUAGCUGCCCACCCGGCCGAGCCGGCCCCCGGUGCCAGGAAGUGAUCGGGUUCGGGAGGUCCUGCUGGUCCCGGGGCACUCCGUUCCCACACGGAAGCUCCUGGGUGGAAGACUGCAACAGCUGCCGCUGCCUGGAUGGCCGCCGUGACUGCAGCAAGGUGUGGUGCGGAUGGAAGCCUUGUCUGCUGGCCGGCCAGCCCGAGGCCCUGAGCGCCCAGUGCCCGCUGGGGCAAAGGUGCCUGGAGAAGGCCCCAGGCCAGUGUCUGCGACCACCCUGUGAGGCCUGGGGGGAGUGCGGCGCAGAAGAGCCACCAAGCACCCCCUGCCUGCCACGCUCCGGCCACCUGGACAAUAACUGUGCCCGCCUCACCUUGCGUUUCAACCGUGACCACGUGCCCCAGGGCACCACGGUGGGCGCCAUUUGCUCCGGGAUCCGCUCCCUGCCAGCCACAAGGGCUGUGGCACGGGACCGCCUGCUGGUGUUGCUUUGCGACCGGGCGUCCUCGGGGGCCAGUGCCGUGGAGGUGGCCGUGUCCUUCAGCCCUGCCAGGGACCUGCCUGACAGCAGCCUGAUCCAGGGCGCGGCCCAUGCCAUCGUGGCCGCCAUCACCCAGCGGGGGAACAGCUCACUGCUCCUGGCUGUCACCGAGGUCAAGGUGGAGACGGUUGUUACGGGCGGCUCUUCCACAGGUCUGCUGGUGCCUGUGCUGUGUGGUGCCUUCAGCGUGCUGUGGCUGGCGUGCGUGGUUCUGUGCGUGUGGUGGACACGCAAGCGCAGGAAAGAGCGGGAGAGGAGCCGGCUGCCGCGGGAGGAGAGCGCCAACAACCAGUGGGCCCCGCUCAACCCCAUCCGCAACCCCAUCGAGCGGCCGGGGGGCCACAAGGACGUGCUCUACCAGUGCAAGAACUUCACGCCGCCGCCGCGCAGGGCGGAUGAGGCGCUGCCCGGGCCAGCCGGCCACGCGGCCGUCAGGGAGGAUGAGGAGGACGAGGAUCUGGGCCGCGGUGAGGAGGACUCCCUGGAGGCGGAGAAGUUCCUCUCACACAAAUUCACCAAAGAUCCUGGCCGCUCGCCGGGGAGGCCGGGCCACUGGGCCUCAGGCCCCAAAGUGGACAACCGCGCAGUCAGGAGCAUCAAUGAGGCCCGCUACGCCGGCAAGGAGUAGGGGUGGCUGCCAGCUGGGCCGGGACCCAGGGCCCUCGGUGGGAGCCAUGCCGUCUGCCGGACCCGGAGGCUGAGGCCAUGUGCAUAGUUUCUUUAUUUUGUGUAAAAAAACCACCAAAAACAAAAAACAAAUGUUUAUUUUCUACGUUUCUUUAACCUUGUAUAAAUUAUUCAGUAACUGUCAGGCUGAAAACAAUGGAGUAUUCUCGGAUAGUUGCUAUUUUUGUAAAGUUUCCGUGCGUGGCACUCGCUGUAUGGCAGGAGAGAGCAAAGGGUGUCUGCGUCGUCACCAAAUCGUAGCGUUUGUUACCAGAGGUUGUGCACUGUUUACAGAAUCUUCCUUUUAUUCCUCGGGUUUCUCUGUGGCUCCAGGCCAAAGUGCCGGUGAGACCCAUGGCUGUGUUGGUGUGGCCCAUGGCUGUUGGUGGGACCUGUGGCUGAUGGUGUGGCCUGUGGCUGUCGGUGGGACUCGUGGCUGUCAAUGGGACCUGUGGCUGUCGGUGGGACCUACGGUGGUCGGUGGGACCCUGGUUAUUGAUGUGGCCCUGGCUGCCGGCACGGCCCGUGGCUGUUGGCGCACCUGUGGUUGUUAGUGGGACCUGAGGUCAUCGGCGUGGCCCAAGGCCGGCAGGUCAACCUCGCGCUUGCUGGCCAGUCCACCCUGCCUGCCGUCUGUGCUUCCUCCUGCCCAGAACGCCCGCUCCAGCGAUCUCUCCACUGUGCUUUCAGAAGUGCCCUUCCUGCUGCGCAGUUCUCCCAUCCUGGGACGGCGGCAGUAUUGAAGCUCGUGACAAGUGCCUUCACACAGACCCCUUGCAACUGUCCACGCGUGCCGUGGCACCAGGCGCUGCCCACCUGCCGGCCCCGGCCGCCCCUCCUCGUGAAAGUGCAUUUUUGUAAAUGUGUACAUAUUAAAGGAAGCACUCUGUAUAUUUGAUUGAAUAAUGCCACCA
Messenger RNA from Gorilla gorilla gorilla (western lowland gorilla), 9921 nucleotides. RefSeq names its product jagged canonical Notch ligand 2 (gene JAG2). NCBI's taxonomy places the organism in Eukaryota, Metazoa, Chordata, Mammalia, Primates, Hominidae. The transcript is spliced from 26 exons. The record is from RefSeq and is a predicted model, not a curated record. Gene Ontology annotation, molecular function: Notch binding; calcium ion binding. Bases 5253 to 8969 code for a protein of 1238 amino acids. Gene Ontology annotation, cellular component: membrane. Gene Ontology annotation, biological process: Notch signaling pathway; cell communication; multicellular organism development.